Messenger RNA from Oikopleura dioica, 1071 nucleotides. NCBI's taxonomy places the organism in Eukaryota, Metazoa, Chordata, Appendicularia, Copelata, Oikopleuridae. The record is from the annotation of a GenBank genome assembly.
AUGCCCGUUCCAAAUAUUAUCAAACAUAAAAAGAAAAAGAGAAGAGUUAAGAAAGUGAUCCCUGUUCCAGAGGAUAUUGAGAGUCAAGAAGAUGACUCGGACGAAGAAGAAAUUGAUGGUUUCAGUGGAAUUAUUGAAUAUUUCGAAGAAUCAAUUGAUAUUUGGUCAUUUCUAUCAGCCACAAUUUACUUUCUGCUUUCUUUUGCACUUCCAUUUUUGAACAAGACCCUUUUGGUCAGCUUUAAUUUCCACGGCAUCAUCUUUUUGCUUCUGAUCCAAUGCUUGGUCACGAUCUCAGUUUUGGACAUCACUUCAAAUUUUUCUAAAAUCUUCACACGAAAGAUCUCGCCUGUUGACUGCUUCUGUUGUUGGAAGCUUUCUUUAUAUUCCUGUGGCAAUGUGUACUUUUCGCUGCAUUCCUUGAGAGGAUUGAACAUAGCAGUUAUUGACAUGAUAAAGCGACUGGGGCCCCUAGUAAACCUCUUCCUUUCUGGGGCUGUUCUUCAGCGUAAAGUGACCCUCGAUUAUUCGUCCAUUGCGAUAGCGAUGACAACAUUUGGCUGUUUUAUCGGAAUAAUGGGGACAACCCUCGGAAAGGCCACCCUUGGACUAUAUGGCUUAGUAUUCAUUGCUGUACUUUUGCAGAGUCUUUAUCAGACGGAAGCUGAGCGUCUUGGCACUGUGAAAGGAUUUUCAAGCUGGGAUAUGCUUUACAUCAACUCAGUCAAUUCACUUCCAGUUCUGAUGUUCCUGGCAAUUUUGAGCUGGCCAGAAUUCUCCAAAAUAUUUCAUUCUGACUUGUGGCGCGACCAUACAUUUGUCUUUCUCUUCCUGCUCGUCGUUUUCUGUGGAUUCUUCUUGAACGCAGCGCUUUUUGCCUGUUUGAAGUUCAACACCGCGAUUACGACUUCGGUGGUGGGAACCUUGAAGGGCAUACUUGCUGCGUUCGUUAGUUUAUUCGGCUAUGACAAGCCCAAAGUAGCUCACCAAUUUCUUGUGGGCCUCUCAAUGAAUCUCGUUGGAGCUCUUUCUUAUGUGCACUCGAAGCUCCUUGCUCAGCGGGCAAAAUAA